UUUAUUUGUUUAUUUUUAGGUUAUUAUCAUCAUGGAUAAGGCCCAACAAGUACAUACCAUUCGGAAAAAAUAUACAACCGGCAAAGCAAUAUGGACGCGUUUGGAACAGGAAUGGGAAGCAGAAAACAAUUUAGCAACAGCUUCUAUAUCGACUUCAAGCCAGGAAGUUCAUGGUCAACCGGAUAUAUCAAACGUAUGCUUUGAUGAAGAUCCAUCAAUUGAAUGGUUGGAAGAUGAUGAGGACGUCCGUAUCUACCGCCUUUGCAUAUCUCAACCUGAUGUGUUGAAUGACUCCCAUGAUGAGGAACAAUUUGUUGAAUGGUUGGAAGAAGAAGAGGACGGUCACAGCUGCCACCAAAUGUCGGACGAAAGUGACAUUGAAGAUCAGGAUGAGUGUUAA
Anopheles arabiensis is the source of this 400-nucleotide messenger RNA. RefSeq lists its product as uncharacterized. The record is from RefSeq and is a predicted model, not a curated record. The transcript is spliced from 3 exons. Lineage: Eukaryota; Metazoa; Arthropoda; Insecta; Diptera; Culicidae. The coding region runs from base 32 to 400 and encodes 122 amino acids.